AUGUCCGCGCUACGAGAUAUUUCAACGAUACCGAAUACCACAACGCGCACCUCUGAUUAUUUACUGCCGCCACUGUCGGAUGCGGAUAAUCUAUGGCACUCAAAAAUGAAUUUUCCCGUACGGAGUAGCGAUAUCUCAACACCUCACGAACGGCUUGAGGAGUGCGACCGCUUUGAGAAAAUUUACAAAGGAUACGAUGCCUACCACUCGCAGGUCCGCAAACUAGACUGGCUAAAAAGUCACCACGCGUACACCGCCUCCCCCGAAGUCUCAAAACACGCCGAAUGGCUCAUUGAAACCCUUUACGCAAUCGUCGCUCGAUGGGAAGAAGUCCUACCUUAUAUCGCAGAGCCAUAUCCCAUACCUCUCAAUAGUCCCUCCACAUUCCCUUUCAAUGCAAUUCCGGAACCACCUUCUGGAAGGGAGAGCCUUGGUGUGCUACUGGAAGGCCUUGAAGGCAGAGGCAGAGCGAUGAUGGGUCAGCCUUUCAUAAACAACGCUGAUGUCCUCGCUGAGAUCGAUCUUCCUGGCUUUGGAACGAGACGGGUGCUGAAGGUGUUCAAAUUGUUCGAGGUGCAACAGCUUGCUCUACACACUUGCUUUAUUCGUAACCUCGUCUUGAGCAUGGAUAAACUGGAGACUGCUUGUAGACAGCAUGGGGUUAUAUCCACGAGUGUUGGGUCUGGGUGCGUUGCCGAUAUGCUAGUGGAUGUCGAGAGGGAUGUGUUGCUGGUUCUCACUCCUCCUGCGAUGGAAAGCAGCGAUGGGCCUUUCGAUGUGGAGAAACCAACCCUAUCCUUGAGCGUGCUGGAACAUGGCUGUUUGACACAAAUCCGAAGUAGAAGCACAGCCGUGCGUAGAGGUGGGAACAUCAUGCGUAUUGCUCUUGACAAUCGCUCUUACUUGCCCUUCGACAACUCGACUGUUAUUUCAUUCCAAAGGUGUUCAAGCUCAUGA
Molecule: messenger RNA, 957 nt
Organism: Alternaria burnsii
Lineage: Eukaryota; Fungi; Ascomycota; Dothideomycetes; Pleosporales; Pleosporaceae
Exons: 2
Coding region: 1-957 (318 amino acids)
Source: RefSeq, a predicted model, not a curated record